Messenger RNA from Brassica oleracea var. oleracea, 1134 nucleotides. RefSeq names its product F-box/kelch-repeat protein At3g04660. Gene Ontology annotation, molecular function: protein binding. Lineage: Eukaryota; Viridiplantae; Streptophyta; Magnoliopsida; Brassicales; Brassicaceae. The record is from RefSeq and is a predicted model, not a curated record.
AUGAAAAGGGUCAAGAGGUCUAAGAAACGAGACGAAAGGAUUGUAAACGAUCCGUUUAAGAAGCUUCCUAAUGACCUGAACGUAGAGAUUCUCAUGAAAAUGCCGCCGAGAUCCAUAGCCAGGCUCCGUUUCGCUUCUAAACACUUGUCAUCCAUAAUCCUUGACAAAGAGUUCACCAAGUUGUACAUGACUAGAUCUUCGACUCAGCCGCGUCAUCUUAUCUCAGUACACCGUGGCGGCAGCAGCAUGCAGAUGCAGCGCUUUCACUCCUUGUCUCAAGACCAUCCGUCGUUUUCUAAUCAUGAAAAGGUUAGCUAUAAACUAGAUCCGAAUCUACCGUAUGAAUUUACUCCACCUGUUCGCGGCUUGAUCUGCGGUCGGAACGGUACCAAGAUGAUGGUCGGAAACCCUAGCACGGGCCAGUUCUUAACGUUACCUAGAGUCAAAACUACAAGAAGAGGUAUAAUAUCCUUUUUUGGGUAUGAUCCAGUGAAUGAUGUAUACAAAGUGUUGUGCAUGACGAUACUACAAGGUCGUCAAAGACGUGGAUCAAAAGUUGUGUCGGAGGAGCAUCAAGUAUACACUCUAGCCCAACGAAAAUGGAGAAUGAUUGAAUGUAAGCAUCCUCAUCUUCCUCAUCCUUGUGUUAUUACUAAAGGGAUAUGCAUAAAUGGGAUGUAUUAUUAUGCUUGGAUAAAAAAUGAAGCAUCCUUGAUAAGCUUCGAUCUGAUAUCUGAAGAGUUUAAUGCCAUUAAGUUACCUGAGGAUAUCCCAUGUGUAGUGAACUACACUGGAAAGGUAGCUAUAACGAGUUGGCCUACCCGUAACGGUGAAGUUCACUUAUGGAUUCUAGAAGAUGCCAAUAAACAAGAAUGGUCAAAAGUUUCAAUUGUUGUUCCUUCUUGGAUAGAUUUAAUAGACAUUCAUCAUGGAUACAGAUUCAGGGGUACACUUAGUACUGGCGAGCUUAUAUUUUCACCUUGGACCCUUCCCAUUAACCCGUUAUAUUUCAUCAGUUACAAUCUCAAGGAAAACAUCGCCAAGAAAGUUGUGGUUGAAGAACUUGAAGAACCCUAUGUUUCUCGCGAAGUCUAUUUUGAUCAUGUAGAGAGUCCUAUGUUCUGUCAAAUGUAA